This is a messenger RNA of Clunio marinus, 276 nucleotides long. The record is from the annotation of a GenBank genome assembly. NCBI's taxonomy places the organism in Eukaryota, Metazoa, Arthropoda, Insecta, Diptera, Chironomidae.
AUGUUAAUAUUAAGCCACAGAAUUCUUUACUUUUCAUCAGAUAUUCUUAAAUCUUCAGAGAGUGAAGACGUCGCAUUAGCAAAUAAAAAUAACAAACAUUUUCUUGGUAAACCGGCUCUUCUUGGAUAUGUUGCUGGUGUCGGUAGAGGGGCCACUGGAUUCACAACUCGAUCAUUGACCCAGCUCGAGAUGCUUAUGAUGUUUCAGAUGACAGACAUGCACCACCAACAAAACAUAAAAAGAAAAAUGAAGACGAAGACGAUGAUGAGUAUUUAA